Molecule: messenger RNA, 249 nt
Organism: Neurospora tetraspora
Lineage: Eukaryota; Fungi; Ascomycota; Sordariomycetes; Sordariales; Sordariaceae
Exons: 1
Coding region: 1-249 (82 amino acids)
Source: RefSeq, a predicted model, not a curated record
AUGUGCUUCUACUACUACAAGUAUCUCUACUGCAGCGAAGGCGCCAACUGCGUCGCCGGCUACGGUUGGGUCAACCGCAGCGGCCGGACCUAUGUCAAAGAAUACAGGAUCGAGCAGUAUCGCAAACCUUGCGACAACCACGGCCGUGGUUGCACUAGGUUAGACUACAUGGGCUCCGACACGAAGCAAAGCGAGGACAGGUGCGAUGACUGCAAGGACUACAAUAGGGGAAGAAGCUCGCGUCGUUGA